Messenger RNA from Knipowitschia caucasica, 4710 nucleotides. The record is from the annotation of a GenBank genome assembly. NCBI's taxonomy places the organism in Eukaryota, Metazoa, Chordata, Actinopteri, Gobiiformes, Gobiidae.
AUGGAAGGACUGGGCGAAGAGGAAGUGAAGUUCAGCUCUAGACCCUUCCCAUGGGUCGGUCCAAACAAAAAGGAGGCCUCAACUUUGCUGUGGAAACUCAAAGAUUGUUUUUCCGACAAUGUAACAUCCUCUGCCAACUCCUAUAAAGAAGGUUUCAUGGAGGACAGAAAGCCUGUGCUGGGCCUGAAUGAUGUCCCCCCUCCUCCUGUUCCUCUGCAUCACAAUACAUCUUCACCGCCUUCCCAGCGUUUCUCUCUCGCCCCUCUCCCCAUUCCAACACCUAUCAUGUCUUCACCUCAUCAGAUACAUCCACCACUGUCCCAGCAGAAACGGGGGUCUAAGGCCAAAGUAAGCUCUUGCUUCUAUUGCGAACACUGCAACUCUGGUGGCUAUAACACUUUAGAACGCACGGUUGGUGUGACGGGUGCACACCACUGCCAAGAGUGUUUGUUAAAGCCUCACAUAGGGUGUCAACCUGACAGAAUGUGGCCCAAUGUCCCUCCUCCCCAGACCGCUCCCAUUCCCAUUUGUAAUGGCUGUAGUACAUCUGACGGAAAAUAUGUACAAAAAUAUGUAUCUCCUGAAAUUAGUGGUCCUGAGAAUAUUCCUCCUGUCGGGGUUUUCUGGGAUAUUGAAAACUGUAGUGUUCCCAGUGGACGCUCUGCUGCUGCUGUGGUCGAGCGAAUUCGCAGCCGCUUUUUCAAGGGUCAUCGCGAAGCAGAAUUCAUCUGUGUGUGUGACAUUAGCAAAGAGAGUAAAUCUGUCAUCCAAGAGCUCAACAACUGCCAGGUCACAGUUGCACAUAUCAAUGCCACAGCCAAAAAUGCUGCAGACGACAAGCUCCGUCAAAGUUUGCGUCGUUUUGCCGAGACCCACACUGCUCCUGCUACAGUUGUGUUGAUUUCCUCUGAUGUGAACUUUGCUAGUGAGCUUAGCGACCUGCGGCAUCGCCAUGGCUUUCAGGUGAUCCUCGCCCAUAACCACGCCUCGCCAGCUCUUCUGCAGCACGCCAACUGCCACGUGUCCUUUCAGGAGAUUACUGCUAAUUUGCCCGCACGAAUGGUGAAUGAAAAGCCCACUUCCAGCCUCCUCUAUGUGCGCAACCUUCCCAUCGCCCGUGACAAGAGUCAACUCAGAGAUGUGAAACAGAGGCUUCGCCGGUUGUCCUCUAACUGUGGUGGCAAGGUGCUAGGGGUGUCCUACGGUACAGCUAUACUGCGUUUUUGCAGUCCUGCCGUAGCUGCUCGUGCGCGUAAACGAAUGGAGAAUGAAGAUGUGUUUGGUUGUCGCAUCAGUGUUUCCUUCUCACCCUGGUCCGCAGAGGAGCCCAGGCCCAGUUUUCAGACUUACCUCCAGCAAGUUUUUCAUGCUCUGCCCCAGCCCUUCCCAAUCUCCAACUCGACGUUUGCCCCACAAUUUCCCUCUUUACCUUUUCUACCCAUGGAUAAAGCCAGGUUAUCCAGGAGGUCGCGCUUCCGUGCUGCCCAACCAGAGCGGCCCUGGCGCCCUAGAAGAGGGCGCAGUGGGCCUCCCCAUGGUGCUCCAUUCAAAGCUUUUCAGGAGGGUAGCUAUGUAGAUGCAAAGCCUCAUGUCUUUCCGGACAAACGAACACGUGCCCUGUCCUCUUCACCUCGCCGCGAUCAGACAGUACUCCUGGAUCAAGUGCCCAAGUCCCCCCUCGCUGGGGAAUCUAUGUUCAGAAGGAGAAGAGAUGGCUCAAGUCCUCGAAGCACAAAGGAGUUCCCUAUUGAAGGAGAGAGGACUUUGGGAGAGUUUCAGAUCAGUACACCCUCUGCCUUCAGCAAACUAAACCUACAGAGAAGCUUCACUCCCCUUGUGCCUUCACAGGGCUCUUCAAGGAGUGCAUCUCCCUGUUUGUCCAGCCGCUCUUCACCCGUGCGUGCUCCUCCUCGUAGUCCUGAAUCUUCUCCUGAGCCAUUCUCUGAUGGCGCCGAGGUCCAAGCGGCAAACCUGGAUUACAGAAUGUCCCGCAAAGAUCUCCUGCAAAUUCUUCACAACACAUUCUCAAGAUACGGACAGGUGAAGUCUGUAGAGUUGAGCCCUCACACAGACUACCAGCUGAAGGCAACAGUCCAAAUGGUAUCUUUACAGGAGGCUAUCAGUGCAGUUGGUGGUCUGCACCGCAAUAAAAUUGGGGGCAAACGUAUACAAGUGUCUUUGGUCACUGGAGGUAGCAACAAAUCUGUGUCCAUGCUGAGCAGUGAGAUAGUUAGUAUCCUCCAGGACGCACCUGCCAACUGCCUUCCACUUUUCAAAUUUACGGAGAUCUAUGAAAAAAAAUAUUCCCGAAAGCUCAUGGUUGGGGAUCUGUACAGACUGCCUGAAGUGGUUGCUGUGCGAGAACAGGGAGGAACGCGACUCGUUUGUCUUUUACCAUGCAGCCAAGUCCGUCAGAGUCCACUGGGGUCCUCUCUGUCUCAGGAAGGGUCAUCCUCGGCGAGUGGAAGCCCUGUUGUGUUUGAAGAACUGGAGUAUCAUGACCCUGUGUGCAGACAACACUUUUCACAGCAAGACUUCAGUGAGGCUGAUUUUGAUCCUGACACCUACACAUUGCCAUUUGUGGGGAUGUCUGUGAGCGCUUUGACCUCUGAUGUCCACACUUUGUUGCAUUCACAUGAGGGAACUCUUCCACUGCUCAGCUUUCCAGACUGCUACGCCAACCAAUUCAGCCCUCUGCAGUUGGGAAAUGAGACACUAGAGGGCGGUGUUCCUCUGGAGCAUCUCAUAUCCUGUGUUCCCAGUAUCACAAUCGUCACAGCUCAAAAUGGCUUCAAGAUCAUCAAGUGGAUUCACAAUAAGCCUCCAGCCCCAAACAGUGAGCCGUGGAUACAGCGCUGUAAGAGUCCAGUGGGUAACCCUCAGCUCAUUCAAUUCAGUCGUGAAAUAAUUGACCUAUUAAAGAGCCAGGCGUCCUGCAUUAUGCCAAUGAGCAAAUUCAUCCCCUUGUACCAUCAUCACUUUGCCAAACAAUGUCGGGUCUCAGACUAUGGCUACUCCAAACUGUUGGAGCUGCUUGAGGCUGUGCCACAUGUGCUUCAGAUUUUGGGCAUGGGAACAAAAAGGCUGCUGACAUUAACACAUCGGGCUCAAGUGAAACGCUUCACCCAAGAUUUGCUCAAACUUCUCAAAUUCCAAGCCAGUAAACAAGUUACAAUACAGGACUUCAUGCAAGCAUACCACUGGUGCUUCUCCAGAGACUGGCGGGUGAUUGACUAUGGUGUGUGUGAUUUGAUGGAUCUUCUAAAUGAGAUUCCGGACACAACAAUCACCAUCACACACCAGGACCACGACACAAUCAUCUCUGUCCCCAAGAGAGAACGUACAUCUGAUGAGAUGGACCGCACCAAACAGUUUGGGAAGGAGGUGGUGGAUCUGCUUCGCCAUCAGCCUCACUGCAGGAUGCUCUUCAGUAAAUUCAUUCCGACUUACCACCAUCAUUUUGGGCGUCAGUGCAAGCUCAGCUACUACGGCUUUACAAAACUCUUGGAGCUUUUUGAAGCCAUUCCUGAUAUACUCAUAGUGCUGGAGUGUGGAGAGGAAAAAGUGCUGUCUCUAACAGAAGUGGAGCAGAUCAAGGCUCUGGCAGCACAACUCGUCAAACUACUCAGAGCCCAAAAGGACUCCAGUCUCCCUGUGAGUCAGCUGCAGACUGAAUAUAGCAAGACAUUUGGCUAUGGGCUCCGUCUGCUGGACUAUGAUGUGAGCUCCCUGCCUGCACUGCUUGCAAAGCUCUGCCAUGUUGUCAAGGUGGUGGAUGGGAGUGGAGGCCAUGAGGUCCAGCUGAUCAACAGGAAGUCCCUGCGGUCACUAACUUCCCAGAUCCUUGUUCUGCUGAUGUCUCAAGAAGAAGAGGAGGUCUCCAGGGGUUUGGAAGUGGAUCAAGUCGGCACUCUAUACAUGAGCAUGUUCGCAGCACCUCUGAACCCAUGUGAAUAUGGAUUCCUCUCUCUUAAUGAGCUCCUAAAGAGCCUCCCUUAUCUGGUUGAGUUGUACUCUGAAGGUGAGGACAGCAGCUCAAUGAGACUGAGGCUCACCAGGCUUUACCAGACUGCCCGUAAUGUCCGCGCACUGCUCCAAACCUACCAUUACAACCAGAUCUUCCAGUCAGAGUUUCCUGGAGCCUAUCAGAAAUUCACUGGCUCCAGCAUUGAGCCACGCUCAUUCGGAUUCAAUAACAUUGAUGAGCUGCUCAAUGCAAUCCCACAGGUGGUCUGGAUCAAAGGGCACGGUCACAAGCGGAUUAUCGUUUUGAAAAACGAUAUGAAAGCGAGAGUGGGCGCAUCCGGCCCCAGCAGUCCACAGCCCAGCAACUGCACAGAAAGUCCAAGGGAGAGUCCAGUCAGCAGUGAGAUUUCAGACUCUUAUGGUUCAGGUGUUGCUGAGCUGCUGUCUGGGGUCUCUCCUGUGGACCUCCUAUGUGGGCCGGCCCCCUCCUGCCUCCCCUCCCCUCAACUGCACCCUGACCCUGUGCUUCGGUUGGACCUGAUUAAUUUUGAGAAGCAACACACCACUGAGGUAUCAGCUGAAACUUCAGGUGAGAGGACCUCUACUCAAACUAGGCGAGAAUCCACAACGGACCCAGACCCCGCACCACAGCAGCGCUCUUCAAUGGGAGCGAACAGCCCCAGGAGAGCGUCUCGUAGCAGGUUCAAGCUCGCAGCUAAUUUCAGCUUCACUACAGGACUCUGA